GCGCCGCCGGGUCCUGGCCGUCAGAAACGGUCACCGCGGCCCGCUCGCGUCCGUCCGAGGAACUGAGGCUGCGGGCGGGCGGGCGGCAACCUCUAACUUUUAACGGGAUCCGACCGACGCGAGCCACGGGCCGCCUUCUGGAUUUUGAACCUGGAUCGUGGUUUUCAACAAACACGUCGGGGAGAAAAGCUCGGACGUUUUAUUGUCUCUGGGUGCUAGCACCCAGUUCUUCCUCUACCAAUGAAGUACGUCCUGGUCACGGGUGGAGUCAUCUCCGGCAUUGGGAAAGGGAUCAUCGCCAGCAGCAUUGGAACCAUCCUAAAGUCCUGUGGACUUCGAGUGACCGCCAUCAAAAUCGACCCCUACAUUAACAUCGAUGCCGGCACGUUUUCACCUUAUGAGCACGGUGAAGUGUUUGUCUUAAACGAUGGUGGAGAAGUUGACCUAGACCUCGGGAAUUAUGAGAGAUUCUUGGAUAUCAACCUGUUUAAGGACAACAACAUCACCACUGGCAAGAUCUACCAGCAUGUGAUCAAUAAGGAGCGGCGUGGCGACUUCCUGGGGAAAACAGUGCAAGUUGUCCCCCACAUCACAGAUGCGAUCCAGGAGUGGGUGAUGAAUCAGUCCCUGGUCCCCGUGGAUGGGCAACCGGAAGCGCCCCAGAUCUGCGUGAUCGAGCUGGGUGGCACCAUCGGCGACAUCGAAGGCAUGCCAUUCGUGGAGGCGUUCCGGCAGUUCCAGUUCAAGGCCAAACGGGAGAACUUCUGCAGCAUCCACGUCAGCCUGGUUCCGCAGCUUACUGCUACUGGAGAACAGAAAACCAAACCCACACAAAACAGCGUGCGCGCGCUGAGGGGCCUCGGCCUGUCCCCCGACCUGAUCGUCUGCCGCAGUUCGACACCCAUCGAAAUGGCCGUGAAGGAGAAGAUCUCCAUGUUCUGCCACGUGGACCCUGAGCAGGUGAUAUGCAUCCAUGACCUGACUUCCACGUAUCGAGUACCCGUGCUUUUGGAGGAGCAAGGCCUUAUUAGCUAUCUUCGGCAGAGAUUGAAUCUGCCCAUUGGUGAUUCUUCGAGUAAUCUGCUCUUCAAGUGGAGAAAUAUGGCUGACAGGUAUGAGAAGCUGCAGAAAUCUUGCAACAUAGCCCUGGUGGGCAAAUACACCAAACUACGGGACUGCUACACGUCCGUGUUCAAAGCGCUGGAGCACUCGGCUUUGGCCAUUAACCACAAGCUGAACCUGGUGUAUAUCGACUCCAUUGACCUGGAGCACAGCACGGAAAACCAGGACCCUGUCAAGUUCCAUGAGGCCUGGCAGAAGCUCUGCAGAGCUGAUGGUAUCCUCGUGCCAGGAGGCUUCGGCAUCAGAGGCACGCUGGGAAAACUCCAGGCCAUUGCUUGGGCAAGAACAAAGAAGAUUCCUUUUCUCGGUAUUUGCCUUGGGAUGCAACUAGCUGUGAUUGAGUUUGCCAGAAACUGCCUUGACAUCAAAGAUGCGAAUUCCACAGAAUUUGAGCCAGAUGCCCGCAGUCCUGUGGUGAUUGACAUGCCGGAACACAACCCUGGCGUCAUGGGCGGAACAAUGAGGCUGGGGAUCCGAAGAACUGUUUUCCAGACGGAGAAUUCGCUCUUGAGAAAACUCUACGGUGAUGUUCCUUUUGUUGAAGAAAGACACCGACAUCGUUACGAGGUGAACCCUAAUGUGGUCAGCUACUUUGAGAAGACGGACAUGAGCUUUGUCGGUCAGGACAUCCAAGGAGAGAGAAUGGAAGUCAUCGAACUGGCAAAUCAUCCAUAUUUUGUUGGUGUCCAAUUCCAUCCUGAGUUUUCUUCCAGGCCCAUGAAGCCUUCUCCUCCCUACCUGGGACUGUUACUUGCAGCAACUGGGAACCUGACCAACUACCUGCAACUGGGGUGCAAGCUGUCUGCCAGUGACAGAUACAGCGAUGCCAGUGAUGACAGCUUUUCAGAGCCAAGGUUCUCUGAGCUGGAAAUAUGCUGAGACACACAAAGUUUGGAUACCAGGGCCUCCAAGGGCUUGGAAGUAAGGGAAACCCAGAUGAAGGAACUCUGAAGAAAUCACUACACUUCUUAAGAAUAAUUUUGUUCUCCACCCCAAAUGAGAUGUUAAGAUCUGGGAGGGAGUAUGAUGCCUAUCUUCCAUAAACCAGAACCAAAGGCCUUCUUUCCCCUUUCCCCUCUAGAAGGUGGCCUUUAUUUCCCCCACAUUCCUGUAACCAAGUAAACUUUGCCCAAACCUUU
Sorex fumeus (smoky shrew) is the source of this 2261-nucleotide messenger RNA. It is a transcript of the gene CTPS2, whose product is annotated as CTP synthase 2. Gene Ontology annotation, cellular component: cytoophidium; cytoplasm. Gene Ontology annotation, biological process: CTP biosynthetic process; pyrimidine nucleobase biosynthetic process. The transcript has 19 exons. Gene Ontology annotation, molecular function: CTP synthase activity; identical protein binding. The coding region runs from base 241 to 2001 and encodes 586 amino acids. The record is from RefSeq and is a predicted model, not a curated record. Lineage: Eukaryota; Metazoa; Chordata; Mammalia; Eulipotyphla; Soricidae.